Molecule: messenger RNA, 1944 nt
Organism: Galendromus occidentalis (western predatory mite)
Lineage: Eukaryota; Metazoa; Arthropoda; Arachnida; Mesostigmata; Phytoseiidae
Product: SCAN domain-containing protein 3-like
Exons: 2
Coding region: 1-1944 (647 amino acids)
Molecular function (GO): protein dimerization activity
Source: RefSeq, a predicted model, not a curated record
AUGUGCCAAGAGUCUGAAUGGAAUGUCCAGUCUUGGACGAGUUUCAGUCCUCGAUGGGAUCAGCCCGUGCUUCAUCCUCACGACGAGGAGAAUCAGGAAUCAGCUUGUUCAGGCAGAAAAAGGAAGCAGUCCAUCAAGAAGCGAGCGAAGAGAGCUAAAGCUUCCAAAACCAGAUGGUACCAUCCGGAUUACCUGGAAUUGGGAUUCGUUGUUGAACCUGGUAGCGAAGUUUGCCCGCGACCUCUUUGUCUUGUGUGCUCGCAGAGUUUGUCGAACGACGCCAUGAAGCCAUCGAAACUUUCACGACACUUCCAAGCGAAGCACUCAGACUUGUCAUCAAAGUCCGUUGAAUAUUUCCAGCGACUUCGCGAAAAUGUGCUGCAAGGUUUUCGAGAUGAGGACAGUGCAAUCACGAGGAAACUCCUAUACGCGUCUUAUGAAAUAGCUCUCUCGAUCGCACAAAAUAAGAAACCGUUCAACAUCGGCGAAACUCUCAUCAAACCAUGCUUGGUGAACGCUUGCAAGAUCCUCUUCGGUGAAGUUGAAGCAGCACGAGUGAAGAGAAUCCCACUGUCCGCUCGAACCAUCCACCGCAGGAUCCUUACUAUGUCUGAGGAUGUUGAGCGUCAGGUUCUACGAUUGAUUGAGAAAAGCUCUUUCUUCUCGAUUCAGCUCGACGAGUCAACUGACGUCUCCAAUCGGGCCAUUCUCCUAUGUUUUGUGAGAUUUGUUGAGGGCCAGUCUGUCCGCGAAGACUUCCUCUGUGCAUUGGAACUGCCGGGAAGGACAACAAGCUCGGCCUGUUUCGAGGCCCUCGGAAGUUACUUCUCGGAGCACGGAAUUGACUGGAAGAAGUGCGUUGGUAUCUGUACGGACGGAGCCGCAAACAUGGUAGGACGAAAAACAGGAUUGGUUGCGAGGGUGAAGCAGGUCGCUCAUCCCGAGUUGAUUUCGAGCCACUGCCUCAUCCAUCGUGAGCAGCUAGUAGCCAAACCGAUGAGCAGGGAGCUCCACGAAGUGAUGACCACCGUUGUCAGCAUCAUCAACCAUGUUCGCCAUAAAGCAAUGUGCUCUCGUCUGUUCAAAUCGCUCUGUGAAGAAAUGGGCUCGGAAUACGAGUCCCUUCUCCUCCACGCUGAUGUCAGGUGGCUGUCGAGAGGACGAAUGCUCUCACGGUUCUUCGCUUUGCGCGAGGAAAUAGGCGUCUUCCUGGGUCAGCAGAAACACCCCGAUGCAGACAAAUUGUAUGAUGAGGAUUGGAUUGUCAGAGUUGCGUAUUUAGUUGACAUCUUCUCGCAACUAAACAAACUUAAUUUGUCUCUCCAAGGAGCCUCUCAGGACAUUUUCACAAGUAGAGGCAAGAUGGACGCAUUUCAGAGAAAAAUUGCACUAUGGCGCUCCCGGCUCGCCGAGGAGAGCUUCGACAUGUUCCCGACAUGCGGCGAUUAUGUCGAUGAGAAGCAUAUGGAUCCUGGAAUGAUUCUUCUGUGCAUUCAAACGCACCUUCAGUCUCUCCAAAAUACAUUCGCACGGUACUUUCCGCCGGGAGAAGAUCCUCGAAUCGGCCGUCUAUGGAUUGUGGAUCCCUUCAGAGUAAGCCUCGACGAAUGCGAUCUCAGCAUGCAGGAAAAAGAAAGUCUCAUCGAAUUAUCCUCCGAUUGUGCGCUCAAGUUGAAGUUCGACGCCGGUAUCUCGAGAGCCGAAUUCUGGCUGUCGAUCAAGGAGGAAUAUUCUAUGCUCAGUCAGAAUGCCAUGAAAAUCCUUAUCCUCUUCUCAACAACAUAUUUGUGCGAAAAGACUUUCUCGGCGAUGACGGCGAUCAAGACACGAUAUAGAUCAAGAUUAGACGUGCGGACAGCUCUCCGUCUCGGAGUCUCAACUCUGGAGCCGAACAUCGAAGAACUCACAAUCAGUCAAUCAGAGCAAGAGCAGUCGUCACAUUGA